UCUGUAUCAGGCUUCUUUGGCAAGAAGACGCUUAGUGAAAUGUUCUUUAGUUUUGAAUCAUUCACUGUCCCAACUAUCAUCUACCGCAUUGAUUUUUCGUCUUUAAACAAGACAUCGGGGUUCAACAUUGCUGAUGUGCCGUAUUUCUCUAUCAGUCGUCUGCUCGUCGUAAAGCACUUCAAAGGAAUCAUUGCUUGUGCUAAUCUCCGUGGUGGAAGUGAGUACGGAGAAAAUUGGCAUAUGGACGGGAUGAGGGAGAAGAAACAGAACGUUUUCGACGACUUUAUCUCCGCUGCUGAGUAUUUAAUCAACAAUAACUACACCUGUAGCAGAAAAUUGGCUAUUCAUGGUGGUUCGAAUGGUGGUUUAUUGGUGGCGGCAUGCUCACAACAGCGCCCUGAUCUGUACGGAGCGGUGCUGAAUCGUGUAGGUGUUAUGGAUAUGCUACGAUUCCACAAAUUUACUAUUGGAGGUGCUUGGGUGCCAGAAUAUGGUAAUCCUGAUGAAGAAAAAGAUUUUGAAUUUAUCUACAAGUAUUCUCCUCUUCACAAUAUCCGUUUUCCUCCAAAUGGGCAGUGGCCGUCCACCCUUAUGAUGACAGCCGACCAUGAUGAUCGGGUGGUCCCUAGCCACACAUUAAAGUAUGCGGCAACAUUGAUGGAGAAGUGUCGAGAGAGCUUGCAAAGUGUAGACUUCGAUGAGCUCAGUUGA
Messenger RNA from Strongylus vulgaris, 711 nucleotides. NCBI's taxonomy places the organism in Eukaryota, Metazoa, Nematoda, Chromadorea, Rhabditida, Strongylidae. The record is from the annotation of a GenBank genome assembly.